UGGCCUCUCUCGCCCUCGCCUCAACGGAAGGGGCAGAGGGGGGUCAACCCCCGCUCCCCCUGCCUGCCUAAGCCCCCACCUCGUUCUGCAACUACACUCAUCCGCCUGUGUCUCAGUUUUUGAUACUGGUGUGCUUGUGUGAGAGAGAGAGUGCGCUUGUGUGCGUGGAAGGGGACUCUGCUCCUGCGCUGGGUCUAUUACAUUCAAACAUUGUGCAGGAGAGCCUCUUAUCUCCUGCACACUGCUUCUCAUCCUGCCUGGUGCCCUCCCUUCUUCUGGUUCCUUCGCCCUCUUAUUAGUCCAUCUCCAAUCUCUCUCUCUAACCUCACUUCCCAUGGGAGAAUCCCUCCUCUCCUCCCUCUGGUUACUCACCAAACGCGUCUGCGCCGGAGCUGUGGUCGGCAUCACUCUGUCUGACAGGAUUGGCAGCGUGGCUACCAUGCAUGGGCGAUCCAUGCAGCCCACUCUAAAUCCAGCUGAAGAUGAUCCGUGGGGUUACCUGAAUGCGGAUUUGCUCUUCUUGGAGAAGCUUUCCCUGCGAACCUACAACUUCUCUCGUGGGGAUGUUGUCGUCUUCAGGUCCCCGUUGGAACCAAAAAUGUGGUUGGUGAAGAGGUUAAUUGCUUUGCAAGGUGACUGGGUGACUGUGCCGGGAACAUAUGAUAUCCUUCAGGUGCCCAAAGGACAUUGCUGGGUUGAAGGUGACAAUGCAGAGAUCAGUUUGGAUUCAAAGUCGUUUGGCCCAAUUCCAUUAGGGUUGAUGAAAGGAAAAGUGACUCAUGUGGUGUGGCCACCUAGUAGAUUUGGCCCUGUGGCGAGUCACCUUCCAGAAGGGCGUGUUCUCUCACAGAAAGCGGGCACCAGAACUUAUCCGUAGGUGUUCCUUUUUUUGGUGAAGAGAGCAAAAUUUAGAGCUGCUGACAUGCGUUGUCGGUCAAUUCUGGACUACUUAACUGUCCGAUUGUCACCAUCGAUUCGGAAUUCCUUGCCGGGCUUGCGGACCGAGCAACUGGGCAUUUGGGAAGUAAUUGCAGAGCAACGUUGUCGGAUUUGAAAUGCAGAUACAGACGAUCACGCAAGUUUGCAUCAGGGAAUCAACCCAUUCACUGCUGCGAGUCUGCUUCCUUCUUGAUUGCAGCAGGCUUUUCGUUUACUCCGCAGGACUUCGGAGACUGCACGCUCAAUGUCGAGAUAACUUUGCUUCCAUGAAAUUUGGUUCGAAGUGGUUACGUCGCAUUGAGACAACUGCCAACAAUAUCAACUCACAAUGAUCUGAUCGCCAACAUUACCAUAGAAAAAGUUUUCUCAGUCUGCCCAGUCUAGUAAUGCAUGCCCGAGCUGUGGAGAUGAACUGUAGUAGUGUCCUGCCGAAAUCUUCAUUGGGACAUUUUCGAAUUUCCCAGUACCCCGCAUUUUCUCUAGAUUCCAGCCAGUUUACGGUUUUCAAACCAGCUUCGAGUCUGCUGACGAAAGACUCUCAAGUGGGAUUAGUCUGAUUAUAGGAAGUUCAAGUUAGCAAUUGAUUAGGUUCAUCCGUCAGCAGUAUAACAUUGUUGCACUUCCAGGUUUUAAAUUCUCGAGGUGGUGCCUAGGGAGUAAGUCCUCGCAUGGCCAAGAGAUCAGUCGUCCCGGAUCAGAAUUGUUGCAGAAUACAGGUGUUUUUUUUCUUUCAUAAAAUCACUUCAAGAUCUCUUUUGUGAUCAUUCGUUCGGCCAA
This is a messenger RNA of Physcomitrium patens, 1716 nucleotides long. RefSeq lists its product as uncharacterized. The record is from RefSeq and is a predicted model, not a curated record. NCBI's taxonomy places the organism in Eukaryota, Viridiplantae, Streptophyta, Bryopsida, Funariales, Funariaceae. Gene Ontology annotation, cellular component: membrane; mitochondrial inner membrane peptidase complex. Gene Ontology annotation, molecular function: serine-type endopeptidase activity.